This is a messenger RNA of Alexandromys fortis (reed vole), 5494 nucleotides long. RefSeq names its product family with sequence similarity 117 member B (gene Fam117b). The record is from RefSeq and is a predicted model, not a curated record. The transcript is spliced from 8 exons. Bases 227 to 1996 code for a protein of 589 amino acids. Lineage: Eukaryota; Metazoa; Chordata; Mammalia; Rodentia; Cricetidae.
GGGGGGCGGGGACACCGGAGGCGACACUAUUGUUGAUGAGGAGCCGCGGCGGCGGCUGUACCACCUCGUCGCUGGCCGCCGCUGCCCGCGCGCCCCCCGUCCUCGAAGUCAGGCUUCGUCAGCCGCCGGCUCAGGCCUUCCCUCGGGCCCCGCGCAGCCGGGCUCCGCCGCCCAGCACCCUCCCUACGGCGCUCGCGGGCCGCUUUCUCCGGGGCGGGGGGGGACCAUGUCCCAGCGGGUGAGGCGCAAUGGGUCUCCCACGCCCGCGGGCACCCUCGCGGGUGGCGCGGUCGGCCCGGCCGGGGGCCCCGGGAGCCGCCUGCAGCCCAUGAGGGCGACCGUGCCGUUCCAGUUGAAGCAGCAGCAGCAACAUGGCAGCCCCACGCGGGGUGGUGGCGGCGGCUUUUUCGGCGGCAACAACGGCGGCGGCGGCGGAGGCGCUUCAGGCCCCUCGGGUGGCGGCAGCGGCGGCGGCCUGCGCACCGCCUCGCGCAGCAUCAGCCCCACGCGCGGCGGCAGCGGGAGCGCGGCCGCGCGCACCAGCCCCACCGUGGCCACGCAGACGGGCGCGUCCGCGACGUCCACGCGCGGUACCAGCCCCACGCGCGGCACGGCGCCUGCGGCCCGAAGCAGCCCUCCGCGACCGCAGCCGCCGCCGCCCCUGCUGGGCACCGUGUCGUCGCCCAGCUCGUCGCCCACCCACCUGUGGCCCGGCGGCGAGGUGAGUGCGGCCCCACCCCCCGCCCGCGUCCGCCACCGGAGGAGGUCCCCCGAGCAGGGCCGGCCCUCGGCGGAGAAGAGAAGCCCCAGCGCCCCGGUGUGCAAAGCAGGUGACAAAACUCGCCCACCUUCCUCAAGCCCCUCCAGUAUUAUCCGGCGCACUUCCUCCCUGGAUACGCUUGCAGCUCCUUAUCUUGCUGGGCACUGGCCCCGAGAUAGUCGUGGGCAAGCAGCACCCUGCAUGAGGGACAAAGCCACACAGACCGAGAGUGCGUGGGCUGAAGAAUAUGAGAAGAAGAAAGGGUCUCAUAAGCGCUCAGCGUCCUGGGGCAGCACAGAGCAGCUUAAAGAGAUUGCAAAAUUACGCCAGCAAUUGCAGAGAAGCAAACACAGCAGUCGUCAUCAUCGAGAUAAAGAGAGGCAGUCUCCAUUCCACGGCAACCAUGCAGCUAUUAACCAGAGCCAGGCUCCUGCUCCAAAGAGCACUCUUACUCCCGCCGGCCCCAUCACCAAGUCGACAGGCUCUCGGUUCCGGAACAGUGUGGAAGGACUGAACCAGGAGAUCGAGAUCAUAAUUAAGGAAACCGGGGAGAAGGAAGAGCAGCUUGUCCCCCAAGACAUCCCCGACGGUCACCGAGCUCCUCCGCCCCUCGCCCAGAGGAGCAGCAGCACUCGCAGUAUUGACACCCAGACCCCGGGGGGUGCAGACAAGGGGAGCAACAACAGCAGCCGCUCGCAGUCUGUGUCCCCCACAUCCUUCCUUACCAUCUCUAAUGAGGGCAGCGAGGAGAGCCCCUGCUCCGCUGAUGACCUGCUUGCUGAUCCCAGGGAUAAAGAGAAUGGAAACAACUCUCCUUUGCCAAAAUAUGCAACCUCACCAAAACCUAAUAACAGUUACAUGUUCAAAAGGGAACCUCCAGAGGGCUGUGAAAGGGUCAAAGUCUUUGAGGAGUGCUCGCCAAAACAACUUCAUGAAAUUCCAGCCUUUUACUGUCCUGACAAAAACAAGGUGAAUUUCAUUCCUAAGAGUGGCUCUGCUUUCUGCCUGGUGAGCAUCCUCAAGCCGCUUCUUCCCACUCCAGAUCUUACCCUCAAGGGCUCUGGCCACAGCCUGACAGUCACCACCGGCAUGACGACCACUCUGCUUCAGCCCAUCUCCAUGGCCUCCCUGUCAGCAAAUACAGAGCAGGACAGGGUGUCUCGAGGAACCAGUACAUUCCUGCCCUCGGCCUCCCUCCAUGCACCCCCAGAACCCAUUGAAGAAGCCGAAGGAUAGGUUCUGGGAACUGAGACCCCGCGGAUCACGUGACUGUGAUGGUGUUGUGUCCUCCCGGUUGGCUGUGAAGUGCUUUGCCUUUCCAGUGAUGUGUGACCACGAGGCCACUGGAGAACUCGUCCCCUGUGAGUGCUCUGCCCCACGCAUGAAGGCCGCCGACAGUACUUGCCUCUGUUCUGGAAGCACUGGCUGAAACAUGGAAGGAACAGAUCACAUUUUCAUUUGUUUUCAAAUUAGACUUGUUUAAAAACAAAACAGACAUAAAACCUAAUCCCUGCAAACACGGUUUCUGAAGGGAGAUGUGGUUGAUGCUGCAAGAAAACCAUCUUUUAUAUGAAAAUGACUAUUUUAUAAUACCAGUGUCAGUGUCUGAGCAUCAAACAGGAUGUUCAAAGGAUUCUUUGGUGGCCUCUGUUUCUUCUUUCCCUUUUCUAGAUGUUGCUUUUCUCGGCUGUUUUCAGCGUUGGGACCAAAGGGAUUGUUGACGUUUCCCCAGCAAUGUCAAUCUCUUGACUGUGUUCUUCCAAAUAAGAAUCGAUAGGUAAAUGCAUUGAACCAAGUAUAUAUAAAAAGAUAAAAAGCAAUAUUCGUACAUUAUGUGAUUUAUGUUUUUUGAUGUCAGAAGUUUGUGCUUUGGGUGAAGUAUUUGUGAAACUGCUGUUUUCUGCACUGUCCUGCUCACAUCCCCGUGUGUGGUCAGCGAAGUGAGUCUGAAGACAGAUGCUUUAACAUGAGUCAGUGAGCCAAAAGAAACUGAAGUGUGGAUCGUUAGCUAGGAGUGUGGCGCUCUCUGGUCUUCUGUGAACUGUGUGUCACGUGGUUCCCUCCUUUGCCGGGUGUCACUACCUUGAAUCAUCCCUGUAUCAUAGCCCCAAGAGACCCUGAAAUGGCUGUGCAUGGAUUUCCUCCUCUGCUUUCGUGGUGGUGUUGUCUUGUGGAUUUGGUCAGGGUUAGUAGUUUGCCGGGAGUAAUCCAUUGAGUAGCAUUGGUAGCCGAAGAAUCCUGAGGACUGACUUUUUCUCUAUGGUGGUUGGCACUGAGAUUUGUUUGCCUACACAUUUUGCCAGUCUCUUCUCCGACAUUCUACACACCGGAGGAAUAGACAAGAGGUUUAGCGCUUAAACAGCGGGUACCUUUGGGAAAUUUUACACAGUUUGGAUUUAGGCUCCUCUAAUAACCAUUGCCAGUGUCCUAUGACAGUAUUUAAUUUCUGGGGUGUGGUAAUAAAAUGAAGGAGUCGCUCUUUGGAAGUGAAUCCUGUCAGUGUUGGUGAGGCACGGUUUGAACACCGUCACACACUACAAAGUUUUAAAGCCUGCAAGAGUGGACUGCCACGUGGAAGGCUAAUUCCACACACCGGUCCAGAGUUUCCAGAAAGACCUCGAGGUACUAGCUGUGCAUUUCCUGCCUCAGAACGCCUGGCACUUUGACUAGUCUCUCCUUAAUUUUAAAUGAGGACAUUUUAGGUUAAUCAGAUAACCUUGAGCAUCUAUGUGAGUCCAUCAAUUUUUGGUUACGAAGACUGAUAAAUUUUGUUACUUUUGCCACCCAAAACUUAACUUUCUGGGCAUAGCAAAUCGUAGUUUCUAAGUCAGAACCUCAGUUGUUUGGGGUGUAGACUUUUCGGUUGGUUGGGUUUUGUUUGUUUUGUCAUGCCUGUUGACUUUACUAUUUUAUCAGUAUCAGAAGUACAGAAGAAAGGCUCAUGGCAGUCAGUUGAGUUGAUCUGAAGGGAGAAUGAGGUGUUUAAAAGCAAGAGCUUUGUUUGUUUUAUGUAGCCCUAGCUAGUCUGGAACUUGCUACGUGGACCAGGUUGACCACCAACCUCUCUGCCUCCCGAGUGCUGGGAUUCGAGGUGUGUGCCACCACGCCCUGCUUGUCAUCUUUCUGAUGACACUUGAAUUCUAUUACAUUGUUUUAUUAUUUUGUUGUUGUGCACCACCACUGUCUCGGUUUUCAGAGUGUUAGUGUGUAAUCGAUUUCUCCCUCUGUGCCGUGCUUGUUGGGCAGGCGAGCCCUGCGGUCAUGCGUGCCCUCACGGAACACAGUGGGCACAAGUCUCGGGUCAGUCUGCUCUUGGAACUCUGAAGUUUGGCUGGAAGAAUAUUGUGAAUUUACAAGUAAAUGAAUUGUACGGCAACCAAACACUUUGAGUUUUAGAGAAAUAGAACCUGAGACCUGAAGAAAAAGAAAGGUCUAGGUCCCCCAAAAAACUCUGAACUGCCAGGGCCAAAGGGCUAAUUUUUAAGCAUAUGAGCUUUAUUGAAGUCUUAAAAUAUGUUAACCGUAGGUCCACCUAGCUAUUUUAUUUAAUUCUUAAUUUCCAGGUGGUUGGUCUUAAAAAUGGGUCUACUCUCCAUAGAGGGGGUGUGAUUCUGUUCACAGACCCUACUCCAUCAUGAGGGUUAUUCUGUAGAAACUGUACAGCCGUAGAGUAGCGUCAGUGGAAAUACAGUUUUUUCCAGUGCUGGGGAUUAAACCCAGGGCCUCGUGCAUGCCAAGCAAAUGCCGUCACUGGCUUAUGUCCCCAGUCCCUAAUUUAAAUUUUUUACUAAAGUUUACUUCCAUUGCAGUAAAAGUGGGUGGCAUGUAUUCUCCCCCCUUUGGCCAAAGGAGCUGUUCCCUAGUUAUUUGUCUGUCUGUCUACCCACCCUCAAGCAGUUUCUGCCCUGCCAUGAUAACACAGGUUUACUGCCUCUGAGGUAGUAAGUCCGUUACUUACCAUUGCUUUAUGGGCAGUCGUGUUUAUAGAAAUAAUAUUUCUGCUUUCUUGGGUUAAAUAUGACGUGAAUGUCAAAAUUCUUCCUAGACCAGAUUCUUCCUUUCGUUUACUGUGUUUCUUAGACCCUAGGACCAUAGCCAGACCUGCCUCUGAGAAGACGCUGUUGCUCACUGGGGUGAAUCUGGCAACAGGGAAAGGCUGCUUGUCUUAUUUUUUAUUGUUUAUGUUUUGAUUAAAGAAACAGUUGGCUUUUCCUAAAAGUUGUUCUAAAAGAAAAUGGCAGAAUGUAUAGCUGUCUCUGGGAUUAGAACUGAGGCGCUAAGGUUUUCCUUCAAGGAAACUAAAUUCAAAUUGUCAUUACUAAAUUUGUAAAGUUGAGAUUCAUUCCUUAAUGUUGGGUGUGGGGCGUGUCAAAACUGGACCAAUGGAAGUGCUGAAUUUGUGAAACAAAGCCAAGAUACGUAACUGCACUUUAAGGUUUCUGGGUAACUCUGCCUUCAUUCGCGACCCGCAGAGCGGCUCUGAACAGUAUUUUGUUUAUACAGUCCUGUUGGAGAUAUAUAAUUUAUGUUUUUUAAACUCUGCAUCUUUGUCUCUGUUGAUGUAAAUCUUUUUUAAUGCAAUUUUUUAAAGUUAUAACAAAAUUCUCCCCCGAAAACAGCAUUUCCAGCUAUAAUAAGUAUUGUUGUGGACUGUGUCCCUGCAGCUGAGCACUUCCUGCUGCCUCACAGGGGAUAGAACUCCUCCUAUGUCCAAAUAAAGUCUGUUGUUCUUGA